Messenger RNA from Pedinophyceae sp. YPF-701, 750 nucleotides. NCBI's taxonomy places the organism in Eukaryota, Viridiplantae, Chlorophyta, Pedinophyceae. The record is from the annotation of a GenBank genome assembly.
AUGGGCUGCACAGCCUCUCGGCCGAGCAACCGAGUCGCGGAGGACUCGGAGGCAGACCUGUGGGUCGCAGGGCGCUCCAAGUCGAAGACCGCACAUCUGCAGACGAAGUACGCCGAGCCUUUCGUUCCGAACAGGCGCUACCACGCGGCGGUGGCGCAGCAGGUACAAACACGGCAGGUCUCACACACUUCCGGCCAGAACUCCUUGAAGCGCCGCAACGCGGGCAAGGCGCAAGUGCCCGCUAGAGAGUCCUCGAUGCACUCGGAGGCAGACGUCCGCAGUACGGCGACCAACCCUCAGGUGGAGGACCUUGAUGCCUUUGUGGUGCCGGGCAUGUCGGGUCACGGCAGGGACUCGCAGCGCAUGACCGGGCGCGAGCAGAUGCUGCUCAACGUCGUGCAUACGCGCAAGCAGUUCGCCGGUACGCCCCGAGGACAACGACGACGCGCCGCGUGUGUUCGUUGCGAACAUGUGUGUACGCCUGCGUGUACGCGCAUCGUCAGCUGCUGCUCAGCGCAGCGCCUCAAGUGCCCGCGCCGGCCGCGACGCCCCGCAGCGAGCCUGGCCGAGACGGCCGAGGGAGGCUCCUGGAACGCCGCCAGGCGAGCGCUGCGUGACACCGAGGCCGACGCCCAGGGCCCUGCCAUGGACUCCCACGUGGCGCGCAAGGACGAGUUCACCUACGGGGGCGCGUACUGGGCCGACAGGAUGCUCGACCACGGCCGCAAGAUGAGGAACAUCUGCUUCUGA